AUGGAUGAGAUGCUAAGUGUCGACAGUUCAACACCGUUUCGGACGCCCAUUUUUAACUCACUCGAUAUGCGCGAAUCUAUUAAUCAAGCACUCAUCCAGAUCACCAAUAUCCCUAAAGAGAUAGACAUGGCGAAGCUGGGAUAUGGUGCACUUGCAGCUGUCGGAGGUGCUUUGCUCUAUGCAAAUCUCCCGACAAGUUGGACUAUCGGCGCCGUGGUUCCGUCGGUGGACUACCUUUCCAAAGCAAAAUUAAUUCCUAUCAUCGACGACGAAUCUCGUAUUGAUGAGAAAAUAUCAGUACUGGCUUCUUCAUUGUUUGACAAGGGACCAACUAUGGUGAUGGCGGUGCGUCGACCAGGUUGCAUGUUCUGUCGCAAAGAAGCUGCCGCUCUCAGCUCACUCGAGCCAGAACUGAAAUCAGCCGGCAUUGAGCUGGUUGCUGUGGUCCACGAAACAAAGGGCGUGAACGAAUUCAAGCCAUAUUUCAAAGGUGACGUCUACUUCGACAAGGAGCGCCACUUUUACGGACCUAAUCAGCGCUGGCUUCCUCUGUGGAUGGGAUUCCUUCGGAUUAAGACGUAUUUGAACAUUUAUAAGACCAAGAAAGCUGGAUUUGUCGGUAAUACGGACGGUGAAGGACGACUUCUUGGAGGAGUUUAUUUGGUUUCGAAUGACGAAUUGAUCUACACGCACUUGGAAAAGGAAUGGGGAGAUGCUGCUAACAUCGAGGAAAUCCGAGAUGUCAUCAAGAAAUUCAAGUAG
Molecule: messenger RNA, 762 nt
Organism: Ostertagia ostertagi
Lineage: Eukaryota; Metazoa; Nematoda; Chromadorea; Rhabditida; Trichostrongylidae
Source: the annotation of a GenBank genome assembly